GGGGCGGUGGAGGCGGCCGGGGCCCCGCAGCCGCUGCCGCCGCCCGCCGCCCGGGCCGGGCCCCGCCGCCAUGGCGCUGGUCACCCUGCAGCGCUCGCCGACCCCCAGCGCCGCCUCCUCGGCCAGCACCAGCGAGCUGGAGGUUGCCAGUGAUGAAGAACGUAAAUUAAAUGUGAGCCUCAGCGAGAGCUUUUUCAUGGUGAAAGGUGCAGCCCUUUUCUUGCAGCAAGGAAACAGCGCCCAGGGCCAGAGAAGUCUCCAGCAUCCUCACAAACAUGCAGGUGAUUUGCCCCAACACCUCCAGGUGAUGAUCAACCUCCUUCGCUGUGAGGACAGGAUCAAACUGGCUGUCCGUUUGGAAAGUGUGUGGACAGACCGAGUGCGGUACAUGGUGGUGGUGUACAGCAGCGGCCGGCAGGACACGGAGGAGAACAUUCUGCUGGGGGUGGAUUUCUCCAGCAAGGAGAGUAAAAGCUGCACUAUAGGAAUGGUUCUUCGCCUGUGGAGUGAUACUAAAAUCCAUCUUGAUGGUGAUGGUGGCUUCAGCGUGAGCACUGCAGGGAGGAUGCACAUCUUCAAGCCAGUGUCAGUGCAAGCCAUGUGGUCUGCUUUACAGAUCCUCCAUAAAGCCUGCGAAGUUGCCAGAAGGUACAACUACUUCCCUGGUGGGAUGGCCUUGGUCUGGGCCACCUACUAUGAGAGCUGCAUCAGCUCUGACCAGAGCUGCAUCAACGAGUGGAAUGCCAUGCAGGACCUGGAGUCCACCCGCCCCGACUCUCCAGCCCUCUUUGUUGACAAGCCAACUGAGCGGGAACGGACAGAGCGGCUCAUUAAAGCCAAGCUCCGGAGCAUCAUGAUGAGCAAAGACCUGGAAAAUGUGACUUCCAAGGAGAUACGAAAUGAGCUGGAGAAGCACAUGAAUUGCAACUUGAAGGAAUUCAAGGAAUUUAUAGACAAUGAAAUGCUGCUUAUCCUGGGUCAGAUGGACAAACCAUCUCUGAUUUUUGAUCAUUUAUAUCUGGGGUCUGAGUGGAAUGCCUCCAACCUCGAGGAGCUGCAGGGCUCGGGCAUCGACUACAUUCUGAACGUCACCCGGGAAAUCGACAACUUCUUCCCCGGGCUGUUCGCCUACCACAACAUCCGGGUGUAUGACGAGGAGACCACGGACCUGCUGGCCCACUGGAACGAGGCUUACCACUUCAUCAACAAGGCCAAGAAGAAUCACUCCAAGUGCCUGGUGCACUGCAAGAUGGGCGUGAGCCGCUCGGCCUCCACGGUGAUCGCCUACGCCAUGAAGGAGUUUGGCUGGUCCCUGGAGAAGGCCUAUGGUUACGUGAAGCAGAAGCGCAGCAUUGCGAGGCCCAACGCAGGCUUCAUGAGGCAGCUGCUGGAGUAUGAAGGCAUUUUAGAUGCCAGCAAGCAGCGCCACAACAAGCUCUGGAAGCAGCAGGCAGAGAGCAACCUGCCCCAGCACGCUGACGGCACCGCGGGGUCGGGCAGCUUUUUGCUGGAGAGCUUGGAUAUCGACCUGGAAAACCGGCUGGCAGAGCUGGAGGCGCCCGCGCCGCCCGCCUACCUGGACAACCGCGGCACGGCGGGGCCCGUGGGCUUCAACUACUGCUUCCGCCGCCUCUCGGACACGCUGCUGGAGAACAAGAUCCCCAGGGACAGGGAGAGCUUUUUCCACGUGGAGGAGCUGGAGCGGGAUGCCCUGGAGGAGCGCGCCGCCUCGCUGGUGGGACAGCCUGCCCAGGGGAGGCUGCUGGAGACGGCCAAGGCCCUGGAGAUGGCAGAGCCGCUGGAGGAGCUGAGCAGCUUCACCGAGAAGGAGGUGAAGAAGAAACUGGACUUCAGCCCCAGGAAGGGAAGGAUAGUGCUGGGCCCCGGGGAGCCAGGGGAGGAGGGUGUCAGGGAGGAACAUCCGAUGGAGAAGUGGAAGCGGCGCUUGUCCGUGCACAAGGAGGAGAGCAGGCUUAAUAGAGAGAACUUGAAUAACAACAACAGCAAAAGGAGUUGCCCAGAGGAUUUUGAGCACGAUGCCGUGUUUGGGAUCCUCAGUAAGGUCAAGCCCCCCUACCAGUCCUGCACUGACUGCAUGUACUCCUCAGCCAGUUUGUCUCCCGACUCCUUCGGGGAGCAGUGUGAAAAGCUGAACCCCGGCGCGGCACGGCGGGCGACCACCAUCUGCACCCAGCCAGCCCUCCUCUCCCACAUCAACUCCGCCUUGGGGGACCACCUGCCCAGCAAGGGGCUGGCAGAGGAAGCAAUCAGAACUCAGAGCAACGAGGCUCCCCUUCCUCCGCUGGCAGGACCAGCUUUGGAGGCCAGUGCUUGCAAACCGCUCGAUCAACACUGUGGCCUUUUGAAGAAAGGAAAAGAUGCACCAAAAACCCCGGUCAAAACUCUGCUGCCCAGGAGCAACUCGCACUGUGACAAGAGCCUCCUUAAUGCAGAAGUGGUAAAAGAAGAGUCUCUAGCCAGAAAAGACAGCAAACCGACCAAGGAUCUGAAGUACUUGUUCAGCAAAGACUUGGAAAAGCCGAGUGCAAACAGUUACCUGAUGCAGCACCAGGAGUCCCUCCUUCAGCUGCAGAAAGCAGGCUUGGUUAGGAAACACACCAAGGAGCUGGAGCGGUUGAAAAGCCUGCCCUCAGACCCCUCCGCACUGUUCAGAGAGAGCCCGUUGAGCAGGGUGGACUCCAGCAUUGUGGAGGAGAAUGAGGAUCUGAUUGCACCCCACGGCCUGGUGCCUCUCCUGGGACCAGUGCCCUUGAUACCUGAAGGCGCUGAAAACGUGGAGAAGUUAGAGGUGAAGCGCGUCCUGGAGGGGAUCGCUCAGAAAACCUCCACCCCUGUCGUGUGUCGGUUGGAGCACACAAGCAGUUUCACCAAGGACUUUCUGAAGACCAUCUGCUACACCCCCUCCUCCUCCCGCAGCUCCAACCUGACGCGCAGCUCCAGCAGUGACAGCAUCCACAGCGUGCGGGGCAAGCCCGGCCUGGUGAAGCAGAGGACUCAGGAGAUCGAGACCAGGCUGCGGCUGGCUGGCCUGACUGUGUCCUCUCCUCUGAAAAGGUCCAAUUCUCUCGCCAAGCUCGGGUGUCUUAACUUGUCCUCUGAGGAUUUAUCCAGUGACAUGGAUGUGUCCACCAUAACGGACUCAAAAGAGGCCGUUUCAAGUGAGUCUUCCGUGCUCUGUGAGCCACAAGCCACGCUGAGGAGUGCAGAUGUCACCUCCAAGCUGGCAGCCAAGCCAGCCCUCGGAAACUUGAAGAACACACUUUGGAUGGGCAAAAGUUGAUGCCAUCUGGGGGUGGGUCGGGGGGUUUGGGGGAUUUUUAUGGCAUUUAUUCAUUGCACCAGUGCAGUUUUAUCAUCUGACUCACAGUAGUUGAUCUGAUGCCACCUCUUCGUCCCCUCCUUGUCCUCUGAAGCAGGGAGAAAAAAAAGACCAUCAUGGGUCAUGAUGGAUGACACAAGGGAAAAUAAAAUGUGUUGCAUGGCUUAGAAGAGGACUUUGUGUGUGACUUGCCUGUUGUCCUGCAGGAUGCUACUUUUAGUACUGUUUGCCAAGUAUAAUAAUGUGGGUUUGUUUGUGUGUAUAUAUAGAUAGAUGUUUGUAUCUGCUGAUCUAUCUAUAUAUAUGAAAUGCUGAAAUGCUCCAUUUCAAAGACUCAACAAAAUAAUUAGUCAUGACCUUUUUGUUUUUACAGAACAAACACAAGUCUCUCCUUAGAACGGGGCACUUGUGGAAAAAAUCCUUAAAAUGGUGACAUGAACACUACCUCUGUUCUUGCUGACUUUCAGUCUUGGUUUGUUGUUGGGUUUUGUGUUUGGUUGUUGUUUUUUUUUUUUUUAAAAAAAAGGCUCUUCCCACAAUAUUUAACUGUUGCUUGGAGGUUAUUCCCUUAAUGUAAAGGCCUGGAGGAGUGUGGAGCUGGAGGCUUUCCUGCAUGGAGUGACCUAGCUGUGACGUGAGGAGUGUUGAACUGUGUUUGUGUUGACUCCAUGACCUGCUGGCUCAGUCUGUCUUUGCUGUGUGACCCGCUGGUUGUCCCAGUCCCGUGUUGGUGCUCGAGUGACACACAGAACAUGUCACUGUCACAGGCUCCUGGGAAGAGGUGUCUUGUUCUGUGGCUGUUUGUCCUGUUGUCGUGGUUUGUGAUGUCCCCUGAUGAUGAGCCAGUGAGUGACCGUGGGCCCUUGUGAAGCUUUGUCUGAGGGUGGUUCUGUGUUCUGGACCCUGUGGUGGGGACCCUGCUCCACUGGUGGUGGCCACCCUGCCCAGGAGGGACAGCUCUCCUGGUGUCCCAGCCUUCCAAAUCCCCGUAGGCAGUAGGUGAAUGUGCAUCUUUUCUGGUCGUUGCUGUUGGGUUUGGUAGAAUGGUUCCUGUGUCCUUGGCUUCCUGGCAGCCUGGGAAGCUGCUGGUGAGGCCCAGGGGGUUAUUUAUGCUGGGCGUCAGGAGGCUGGUGGCUGCAGGGUGUGGGGAACUGGGGUGUACGUUUCCCAGCUCUCGCAGGGCUGCACCAGCCUCUGCCAGCACUGACAGAGGCGUAAAUUCUGCUCUGGGGCUGCAGCCUCCAGGGUGAGCAAGUCAGAGAGAAUUACAGGCUCACUCCAAAGAGAGAGCGAUGGGGAAGGUGUGGGUGGGCUCCCCCUCGGGAGGGGGAGGCUGGUGUGACCCGCAGGGAGGAAGCCCAUCCCUUCCCACAUGGGAGGCCGGCUCUCCAGGGCGGGUCUCAGCUCCUCCUCUUCCUGCCCUGCUGUGGGAGAUGCUUGAAACGCAGCAGUUCACCCAGGCUAUGUGACAUGCACAUUUUCUUAAGAUAUUUUGUGCAGCCAGCCAGGUCAAGAACUGCUCUGGGUGAGAUGCACUGACCAAGUCAGGAAGAGCUUGAGAAGGGUGUAGGGGACUUGCUCCAAACCUUGGUGCCCUCCCAGCUGACACUGUGCUGGCUGCUUGUGCCUUUGGGGACAUGUUUUGAAGCAGGUUUGGGGUCAAAAUGGACCUCAGGGGUCAGUGAUGGCAAAGGGCUGGAUCUGCUCAGUUAGCAGCUGGGCUGAGUGUGGGCUUUCCAUGUUUUAAGGUCACCAUCAAAGCCACUCUUAAAAAUCCUCUCCUUGAGGUGGGGGAGAGAGCAGGGCUGCAGCAGUUGUUCUUGGUCUGCAUGAACCAAAACCCACUGUCUUGAGAAAGGGAGCCACGUGUUUUACUGUCCUAAAUGACCAGAAUUAACCUUUUUUUUCCUUAAGCAUCAGAGCCCACCUUUUCCUACGAAGUGUCAGGCACUGUAGGGACUGGCAAUCAGUAGCUAAAUGUCCCUCCUUUGGGACUCUCCCGUUUGCUGCACGCUGUUGAUGGAAGGCAAAGCCUCCUGCUUCGCCCGGCAGAGCAGGUUUGAGGCAAAACCUGCGUGGCGUGAGGGGACCCUGGAAAACGUGCACAAGCUUUUGCUUUUUGGGGCUGAGCAGGCGCUGGGCUGCGCUCAGGGCAGGACUGAAACGCCCCGCGGGGGCCAGUCCGGAGCUGCAAUGAGCUUCCUGUACAGAAAAACUCCGUUACCUGAUGCAAGCGAACGUCUCCGUUUCCUUCCUGUUUUCUCGAGUGCCUGCCGAGCUCUGCUGGGCACAAACCCCUGCUCUCCCGGCCGCCUUCCCCUCCUGCCCCUCCCCGCGACUCGGCUCUCCCGGACCAACCCCGCCGGGCUCAGGGCUCCGUUGUCGUGACACUGUCGGGACAGAGGUGUGGUUUAGUGGGAGCUGGUCUCAAAGCCAACAACCUGUGCUAGAAGCACAGCUGUGCCAUUUCCAAGGGUUUUGUAGCCAAACCUCUGAUGCUUGCAGACUUGGUUAGAUUUGUUGCAUGAGACAGUAGAUGUGUUUGUUCUCUCCCACGUAUGGUAAUUGUUCUUUUACAACUGAGUGCCUUAAGAAUAGUUUACAAAUACUGUGUAUUUAUGCUGAGCUGUUAAACUCUGCUGGUUGCUGUUCAUUUAUUAUCUAUUUUUGGGUGCUUUUGGUGUUUCUGGUGGCAGUGAGACCAUUGUUACUUCUGUGUGUCGCCCUCCUGGCCCUGCUGGCUGCAGCGCCACGAGCCCCUUCCCUCUGCUCUGGCUAUGGCAAAACCAAAGGGCUGUGUCAACACCCUGGUGGCAGCUCCUGGUGCCUUUUCCAGUGCCAUUCCCAGUGCCCCCCAUUAUCUCUGCAUGGCUGCAGGAAGGGGCACCCAGGCAGCCAGCCUGCCAGCAGCCAGCCUGGCAUCGCUCAGGGGAUUGCUGGAUGCAAAUCUAAACCCAGUCUCACUCUGCCAGAAAACCCAAAAUGCACCAAACUGGCACCUUAUUUCCAGUCCAGGGGUUGUCGGUCUGUGUGACAGCAGUAGGUGUCCUCCUGGGUGUCCUUCCCAUGAAGGUGGCACUGGGCUCAGUCGGGUCCUUCUGUCCCCUGCUCUGGGAGGUGAAGACCAUCCUGGUGAGACUGUGAGCACAGCCCCAGAGAGGGGGGGUGGGUGAGUUAAGGUGUGGCUGUUCCCCUGCAUCACUGUGCUCUGUGAUAACCACCUUCCUUUGAUUUCAUGGUAUUUCUUACUUCUGGUUUUGUAUUUAAACCUGCAGUAUCUUUUGUACUGUACCUGCGCGGUGGGGGACGCAUCAUGCACUUUUUUUUUUUUACUUUUGUUUGUAAAAAUGUACUGUAUAUUUUAUGUGCUUCUUGUGAGAAAAAUAAACUUUGUUUUCCAUUUACAAA
Apus apus (common swift) is the source of this 6748-nucleotide messenger RNA. RefSeq names its product slingshot protein phosphatase 1 (gene SSH1). The coding region runs from base 71 to 3301 and encodes 1076 amino acids. The transcript is spliced from 15 exons. The record is from RefSeq and is a predicted model, not a curated record. Gene Ontology annotation, biological process: negative regulation of actin filament polymerization; protein dephosphorylation; actin cytoskeleton organization. Gene Ontology annotation, cellular component: cytoplasm. Lineage: Eukaryota; Metazoa; Chordata; Aves; Apodiformes; Apodidae. Gene Ontology annotation, molecular function: actin binding; protein tyrosine/serine/threonine phosphatase activity.